Molecule: messenger RNA, 574 nt
Organism: Spinacia oleracea (spinach)
Lineage: Eukaryota; Viridiplantae; Streptophyta; Magnoliopsida; Caryophyllales; Amaranthaceae
Exons: 2
Coding region: 14-493 (159 amino acids)
Source: RefSeq, a predicted model, not a curated record
UCCGCCUGCGACCAUGCUGUCUACUCGCUCGAUAGGCGAGUCGUGGAGGGUCCACUCGAGGACUGGUGUGCCGGCGACAGAGUUGGUGGUAGAGGGAGCUAGCUAUUACCAGUUUAUCCAGGAUUCUCUUCGUCUCCCGGAGCCUGGCGCUGAGGGUCCUGACCCUUUGUUGGGGGGAUGGGUGCUUCCCGAUGCUCGGAUCUCGUAUAUCGGAGAGAGUGGAUCCGAGAUUGUGGAGACUUUCCCGGAAGACCGGGUUUUCCAUGCUCCGCUCCCUGAGGGAGUAGAGGCGGUAUGCACCUUUCAUUUGUGUACUCUUCUUUAUAUUUUUUCUUUCUUUUUUACUGACAUUCUUGUUUUAGGUUCCGGCCCGUACGGCCAAUGCGAUGGUGGGAGUGAUCAACCGGUUGAAGUCCGCGUUGGUUCGAGCUCGGUCUGCACUUUCUUGCAGGAGCCCCCACUCUACUCGGGUAAUGUGCCCUCUCUCUUUUGAUCUGUACCUUUGGUUUGGCUUUCGGUUAUUCACUCUCUUUUUUGUCCCUUUUUGCAGAAGGCUACUGGGCAUGCUGGGGCC